AUUUUAUACAACAACACAUAUUUUUAUUAUUACAAAUAUAAUUUCUUUAAUAUUUAAUUAUUGCAAUUUAUACACAUAUACAAAAAUAUAUACAUUGAAUUUUUUAUUAUGGAUGAGAGCCUUGAUUGUGUAAUGCUUAAUACCAAUGACUAUUGAACUUUUACCAUUGCACCACCACCCAGAGUACAUACUGGACUGUUGCACUUUAUUAAAUGAUGAAUGGAAACGGAGUGAAACUGCUAGGUUGAGAAGCUUAGAAAGUUCAAGUGAUCAUCUUCCAACAUGUUUAGUUCUCUUGCAGAAUAAAAUGCUUGUUGGACAUGUAAAAUUAAGUCGCAUUCCAAGUAUACCUGAAGCAUGUUUUUUGGAGUCUGUUGUUAUAAGGAAAUGUAUGAGAGGACAGGGUUAUGGUACAGUUCUAAUGCAGAAGACUGAGGAUUAUUGUAGAGACAUAUUAAAAUUGAUUACUAUUUAUUUAUCAACACAGGGACAAGAAAAGUUUUAUGCUAAACUAGGAUAUAUUGAAUGCUACCCAGUAUCUAUUUAUGGAGGAUGUCCAGGAAUGCCAAUAAUUCAAACUGUUUCAAAGGGUAACUAUCAAUCAGGGCCACCUCCACCACCUAUACCACAAACCACAAAAGUAAAUUCAAGUAGAAAAACAUAUAUGACAAAAAGUCUUAUUUAAUUUUCAGAAUUCUAGUAGAUUAGCACUGGUUUUAUAUUUAUUAUUUAUUUAUUUUAUAUUAUAGUACACACCAUAACAAAUGUUUUGUCAAGUCUAUUUACUAUUUUUUUUGUUGAAGCUAUUCUAAUUUAUUAUUUAAUUCCUUUUCAUUUUCUUGUUGUCUUUCUAACUAAAUUGUUAAAAUGUAGGGUCAGCAACAGAUCUUCAGUUACACCUUGAAGACUAUAAUUGCUUGCAUUGGGUAAUGAAUGUGAGUUAGAGUUAAAGAAGUUGCAGUGUGUGAGGAAAGGAUGUGGACUUUCCACAUAUAGAUAGUGUUACUCAAUACUGCAAGCAAUUUUGAAUACAAAGUGUAAGUGCAGAUCUGUUGGCGACUCUUUAUAACUAUAUUACUUCUUCUCUUACAACAUUGGAACAAUUUUAUUAGCUUUGUUUUAAUGAUUUACUUGCGGGUAAUAUAUAAAUUUGGAAUGUAAAUCCAUAAAAAAAUUAUAUGUAUUUUCCUUAAUAAUGUUGCUUUAAUAGAACAUUCAAAUAGUAGUGUACAUUAAAAUUGUUUGGUUUAACGACUUAUUUUCUCAUAAUAACAAUAAUAAAAUAAUAACUUGA
Aethina tumida (small hive beetle) is the source of this 1294-nucleotide messenger RNA. RefSeq names its product N-alpha-acetyltransferase 80. Gene Ontology annotation, cellular component: cytoplasm. NCBI's taxonomy places the organism in Eukaryota, Metazoa, Arthropoda, Insecta, Coleoptera, Nitidulidae. Gene Ontology annotation, molecular function: N-acetyltransferase activity; acetyl-CoA binding. The record is from RefSeq and is a predicted model, not a curated record. The transcript has 2 exons. Bases 146 to 685 code for a protein of 179 amino acids. Gene Ontology annotation, biological process: protein acetylation.